Messenger RNA from Strongylus vulgaris, 240 nucleotides. NCBI's taxonomy places the organism in Eukaryota, Metazoa, Nematoda, Chromadorea, Rhabditida, Strongylidae. The record is from the annotation of a GenBank genome assembly.
AUGUCGCAACCGACGGCUGAACAGACUGUUGUACCUCCACUACCUAAACCGUCCACUAAUCCAGGAAGUUAUGAGGAGCUCCAUCGAAAAGCCAGAGAUGUCUUUCCAACUUGUUUUGAGGGUGCCAAAGUAAUGGUCAGCAAAGGCUUAAGUUCUCAUUUUCAGCACUUCGCUAAGUGCUGGGGCAGUGCCGAUGCUCAAUAUGAGCAUGUAGUAGAAGUAGAUGGGAUUUAUUGUUAG